This is a messenger RNA of Selaginella moellendorffii, 949 nucleotides long. Its product is annotated as mediator of RNA polymerase II transcription subunit 30. The transcript has 3 exons. Gene Ontology annotation, cellular component: mediator complex. The record is from RefSeq and is a predicted model, not a curated record. Lineage: Eukaryota; Viridiplantae; Streptophyta; Lycopodiopsida; Selaginellales; Selaginellaceae. The coding region runs from base 24 to 431 and encodes 135 amino acids.
UGGAGGAAACCAAGCUCAAGGCGAUGGCGAUCGAGGGGCAGAAGCAGCUGGAAAUCGCAGUGCAAUCGGCGCACCAGAUCCUCAACUCUCUCAAUGAGGUUCUUAGCAAUCCGGCGCUCUGGGAAGGCGGCGGCAAGGAAGAGGCCGGAUGGGCGGCGGUGGACGAUGCGCGGCAGAAAUACAAGGCGGCGACGACUGCCCUGAGAGGAAUCGUCGCUGCGAUCUUCAACCAUCCUCAGAUGAUGAGCUUGGAUGUGGAUUCCACUGUGGAGAAGGCAGUGGAUCAAGCGGAGAUUGAUAGGCUCCAGAAGCAAACGGUGGAGCUUCGAGAGGAGAUUGUAAGGAAGAACGAUGUUCUCAAGCAACUCAUCACACAAAUGAGGGAACUUGUUAGAGACAUUUCAAUGUGGCAAACACCACCACCCUCCUAAAAAAUUCCACACCCGUGGAGAAAUCCAGAGGUAUUUGACUGUAGCAAACCUUUGUGAUUUCUAAUGUACAGACGCAGUGGACAUGAGAUCAAUGAGGCUUUUGGUGCACUUUGGCGUGGAUGCUGUGUUUCGCGACUCCUGCUCGCGCCGCAGCCCAGCUCCGAACCUCUACAAUGUCAUCGUCUCGACGCCCUAGAGGGUGACCAGCUAGAUACGUUUCCCACCGACGCCGCAACCAUCAUUUUUCAAUCCGAAUAUUGUAACACGUAUUGCACGAACGCGCAAACGGGUUGCCUAAUCUGCAUGAAAUUAUGGAUACAGAAGAGAGGCGGCAUGAGCAAAAUACAGAGCUUGCAGUUAUGUCCAAUCUCGGUGCGCUUGUCUCUGCAGUUGUCAACGAGGUGAUUGGGCUUGCCCAAGUCUGCUCUUCAUUGCAGCCUCAUGUUAAACACCAUCUUGUUUCAAUCUCUCUGCACUUAUGAUGAUGAUGGUAAUGAUAUGAUAAUGUUUAGAUGGCA